Molecule: messenger RNA, 796 nt
Organism: Triplophysa rosa
Lineage: Eukaryota; Metazoa; Chordata; Actinopteri; Cypriniformes; Nemacheilidae
Gene: pth1b
Product: parathyroid hormone 1b
Exons: 3
Coding region: 70-363 (97 amino acids)
Biological process (GO): intracellular calcium ion homeostasis
Cellular component (GO): extracellular region
Molecular function (GO): hormone activity
Source: RefSeq, a predicted model, not a curated record
GACACAUGGACCCACUCGCUACAAAAUAUCAAACUAAUCAACAAAAAGACAACACGACUUGGUAUCAUUAUGUCACCCAUACGUUUUUUGGAGAAAAUUAUUCUGAUCAUUGUGCUGUGGGGUCUUUGCAGUUUGAUAUCUCUGGAGGGUUUGCCAGUAAGCAAGAGGUCAAUCAGUGAAGUUCAGCUCAUGCACAAUGUUCGUGAGCACAAGCAGGUGUUAAACAGACAAGACUGGCUUCAGCUGAAACUCAACAACAUUCUCAUACCUUCCCUGAACGACUCCCAAAAGGAGCAAAAAGGAAAACAUGACGGCUCAUCCAUCAGACGUUUAAGAAAGGGGGAGAGUGCCUCUUGGAUCUGACAGAACUGUGCACUUAAAAAAUACGGAUUAAGAAAAUAAUGAAAAGUGUUCAACGUCAGUGCAGGAAGAGGACACAGUAAGUGUCAAUUAAAAAUUGUGCUGUAUUUGGAAAGCACACUGUCUUUUUUUAUUUAUUUUCAACAUUUUAUUUAUUUUCUCAAUUAUUUAUUUUAAUAUUAAAAUAUUUUAUGUGCAAAUCAUGUGUAGGACAUACUGUAAAAAGACAUACUUGUUUUCUUUUGUGUGGAAAGAACUCUUGAGCAUUUUUACUCAAAAUGUAUUUUCAUGAGACCCAGUUUCAGAUUUUCAGAAACUUAAAAUGUAUUUUUAAUAAUGUACCUUUUUUAAUUACAUUUUUGGACAACCAACAAUUGUAUUAAAAUACAAAAAUGUGGAACAACGUAUCUUUUUCACUAUGUGCAGGCUUCUUUCU